UGGAAGAUUAGUUUAGUAUAUAUAGGCGGCUGAAAUGCAGGCAAUUGCCUUUGAAAAAAUUAACUGCAAUAUGGUCAAGAAUUUUGUGAUUGUGACUAUUGUGAUAUUUUUGUCGCUCCAGUGCCAAGGAGCAGACUUACCUUCUGACAUUGCAAAAUGCAAGGCUGGGGACAAUGCUUGCAUUCGAGAUAAAAUUAUGGAACUUUUCAAGAAAUUCCCCAAAGGCAAUCCGGAAUUUGGAAUGCCCAAUAUAUCUGCCCUAAGCAAGAACAAUGUGGUGAUAUCGCGUGCCAGUCCCGAUGCGCCCGUACAACUUAAUUUCAAAUUUUUGGAUUAUACUUGUUAUGGUUUCGAAAAUGCAGUUGUGGUUAACACCACCGGAUGGACCAAGAAGCCCAAAGUCAUUGAGGCCCAUCUCAGAGUGCCAUCAUUGAGAAUGGGGGGUGAAUAUGAGGGAAGUGGUAAAAUUCUAUUCCUUACUUUGAAUGGCAAAGGUAAGGGUUUGGUGGAAUUGGUCGAUUGCACAGCAUUCACGAAGUUCGAGAUACGUUUGGAGAAGAGGAAUAAUGGUAAAAAUUAUGCCAAAAUUAUCAAAAUGAAGGUCGAUUUGGAGCCAAAAAAAUUGAAAGCGAAUAUGGAAAACUUGGUUCCUAACAGCAAAGAAUUGUCGGAUUCACUUAAUGACGUACUUAACAACAAUUGGAAAGAUGUCUGGAAUGCCCUUAGUGAUGGCAUAUCUAAGGCUUUUUCUGAAGCAAUUGCGGAAAAAAUAACUCAAGUUUUUGAUGUACUCUCCUAUGAUGAUUUUUAUGCAGAAUAAAUAAACCUAAUAAAAGCAAUAAAAAAAGCUGA
Stomoxys calcitrans (stable fly) is the source of this 852-nucleotide messenger RNA. Its product is annotated as circadian clock-controlled protein daywake. Bases 35 to 820 code for a protein of 261 amino acids. Lineage: Eukaryota; Metazoa; Arthropoda; Insecta; Diptera; Muscidae. The transcript is spliced from 3 exons. The record is from RefSeq and is a predicted model, not a curated record.